AUGCGCGACUUGUACGCAAACUUAGCGGAGGAUGAGGAAGGAAACGAGGAUAUGGAGUGGUGUCCGCGUGUUGUGUUGAAUAUUGUUGAGAUACUCCAGAACGCGAUAUCUUCGACGCAACCGUCAAAUUCUCCGAAUCCUGCCGUCGAACACUUCAAAUAUAAUGUCAUUUCUUCCUCCCUGCUCGCUUCUUCCCUUCCAUCACCACAGUCUCCGAAGAGAAGAUCAAUAUCGGUCUCAAUACCGGGAAGACUCAGUCACAGUAGAACGUCCAGCACCGGGAGUGAUAAGCCCGACAACUCAACCUAUGUCGCCCCCUCAGAACCUCACUAUGGCAUAAUAUCGCUCUCAGCACUCUCAUUCGCCGCCUCAUUCAGCGCAGGAUACCCAUUUCUUGCUUUCAUUUCCUUAAUUGUUACUCUUAUUCUUAUGUACAAUUUUAUUGUUAUGACAGAAACGCCCAAGGACGACAUGACCCCUUCCUUAGAAGCUCUCAACGAUUUACUGGCAGCCAACAAUGUGUGGGAAUUUAUCGUUCGAGAAGCAGUCAGUGCUCUGGAGACUGAAGAGCAGAGAACUACUCUUUACAAUCCAGCCACCCCCUCUUUAUCUUCAUCAUCUGUUCGCGUUGCCCUCCAUUCAACUCUUCAAACUACACACACCCAGUGCGACAAUAUUCGACAACUCUUUUCCGCCUUAACAUCCCCGUCCGAGCUCUCGCAACUCUCGGAGAUGUACGCUCCCCCAUCGCCAGUCAGAUCCUCUUCCUCCCUUUUCGAUUCCAGUUCUCGCCCCUUCUCGUUCCCAUCACGACACCGAGUAAACUCGGUUCCAACACCGGUUGAGAAUAAGAGGUCAACUUGGAAUGGCUCUUACUCUAGCCUGGCAUUUGCCGGCAGCCCAACGAACAACGUGUUCAGAAGACGAGAGAAGCACCGGUCCAAUUUAUCAGCUAUAUUUCAAUCAAGCUCAGUAAGCGCACCAGUGACGCCUAUUCCGUCUAGUCCUGGACGCAAGCUCGCUAAAGUGACUGAGGAUGACGGCGUUGAUGAAGAAGACAACAAUUCUACUCGUUCUUCUAAAGAAACGAGGCCUUUUGGCGCAGCUGCUUUGGACCUUCAACGGAAAAAUCGCAGUGGGGGCAUGGAGGCCUUCCAGAUGCCGCCAGAAAGCUACUUCACCUCAGACCUACAAAGCCCCCGCAGUAAAAGACUGUCCUCAUCGACAUCUUCUGGAUCACGGUUCACGACGCUCCAGUCAACUCGACACCCAUUGUCCUUGUCAGCGUUGCACAAUGCUCUUCAGGGAGCAUUGGCUUCAAAACGCUUCGCUUGUUCACACUUACUGGCAUUGAGAUUCUCGGGUGAUGAGGAUGAAGGAUACUGGGAAGACGUUCGGAGUGUCAUGGGGUUGCUGACGAGCACUUUUGCGGAUGCUUCCCUUCGGUUGUCUGAAGCGCUUGAGGAGUUGGAGUCGGAGAUGUUGAGAGAACAGAACCCGACCCCGGGGCCUGAGUCAAGCUUCGAGAUUGAUGCUGAACAUGGUCGAACUGGGUCCAUUGGUGAGGUGCAGAACGCCAAACCAAGGCGGUCAGAAGAGAGUAUUUCCUUCGCUCCAAUGCCCAGUCACAUAUCUCGGUUUGCGGCUCACGUUGCUGCGAUCAGCUCUGCGCUGGAUGACGCUCGAGAGCAUCUUGAGCAGUGCGUUGCUGCUCUGAAGGAAGAUCCAACCUCUGCUCCAAGUACAAGAUCAUUGCGGCACUCAAGAUCGUUGAAUCAACUGGUGGAAGACUCCCCCGUUGAGGAACCUCCUGCAUUGCAAGCCUAUGAGCGUCUUCGACGUGAGCUCGGACUGGCCCUUCGGGAAUGUGAAAGAGGCCGAGGAAAGCUUCUUGAUCUUGUCAAUCCUCCCAUUCCCAGUGACGAAGGCGAUGAUUCGGACGGUGUUCCGGGGCUUGGCCACGAUAUAAGCGAUGAUUCGGAUAAGCAAGAUCUUGCAUCUCCUUCAGAGGACGAGGGCGAUCCUGUUCCUAACGCAGGGCUUACGGUGGUUAAUCCAGAUUCUGGAGAACCGGCCUUGGACGAUGCGACACAACACCUUCUACUUGGAACUUCGACUCAACAUCUACCCCUACCUGGUGUCGAGCAAGUGUUCGAAGCUGAUACGGGGGCUGGGGUAGUUUUCUCGCGGGAGCGGUCGAAGUUGACAAGGGAAGAGAGAAUCAAAAUUGCAAAGGCGAGGAGGGAGAGCGGAGGGGGGGGAAUUGGCUUGGGUUUCUCAACUGAUCUCUGCGCGGCAGAAAAACGUGGGAUUGAGAAAUGGGGUCCUGGUGGCGAGGUGGUGCAAGAGCUCAAGGACGUCAUCUGGAAAUGCAGUUCAAAGUGGACAGAUGCCUUUCACUACCUCCACAUUUUCUCCACGAUGAUGGCCGUAGCCCUUACUAUUCUAGUUGGGCGGGGGUUGUAUAAAACUAUCGACAAAAAACGCAAAGGACGCGCGGAGCGUCGUCGAACUGCUGGAGAAGCGACGUCAGGCCAGCCAAUAACUGAACCAUCGACGUCACACGCCCGCAGGAGGCAUAGGACCGCGAGGAGGGGACAAUACCACCGUCGUAACAACCGGGAAUUCGACGACGGAGAGUAUGCCAUCAGUGCAUCAACUCCCCCGCCGCCUUAUACGCGGCCGUCUACCCCACCACCGGCAAUUACGGUGAUCUACGAGGAGGACGAGGAGAGCACUACUGGUGCUUCAAGGAGGACUGCGGCUGAUGAUAGGGCCUCCACGAGGACAAUAACUUCAAGGAAUAGUGAAGCUUUGGCGGGGCAGCGCGGGGAUGGGCCAGAGUCGGAAGAAUCUCUGAUUUCCAGGCGGAAUGCCGCUAUUGACGCCUUGGAUUUUGAGAAUGCUAGCAGCAGCGAAAAUAGCAUUGGCGGACCGCAAGGGGAAGAUGCGGUCGCGUCCGGAUCCUCCAUGAUGUUAUGA
This is a messenger RNA of Laccaria bicolor S238N-H82, 2982 nucleotides long. RefSeq lists its product as uncharacterized. The coding region runs from base 1 to 2982 and encodes 993 amino acids. The record is from RefSeq and is a predicted model, not a curated record. The transcript has 6 exons. NCBI's taxonomy places the organism in Eukaryota, Fungi, Basidiomycota, Agaricomycetes, Agaricales, Hydnangiaceae.